Aegilops tauschii subsp. strangulata is the source of this 732-nucleotide messenger RNA. Lineage: Eukaryota; Viridiplantae; Streptophyta; Magnoliopsida; Poales; Poaceae. The record is from RefSeq and is a predicted model, not a curated record.
AUGAUUGGCCGCAGGAGCGCCAACACCACCCGGCCGCCGUCCCGCGCCCAAGCUCCUCCGCCCCGAGCCCUCCGCUCCGCCGUGCCUCCUCCCUUCUGCAAGCUUCCUCCCAUGGCGCCGCCUUGCCUCCAUGGCCGCCGCGCCGCGCCCCGCCUCACAGCUUCGGCCUCGCCAAGCUCGCCUGUCCCCGUCGUCCUUCUCCGUCGCGACGCCUCCCCUUCUCCUGCUGCCGGCCAAGUCUCGGCCCCAAGCUGCCGCGCCUCCACGCCGUCAUCCGCAUCCCCAGUCUCCUCGCCGGUGGCUUGCAGUUACAGCAGACCCCGUGGACGCCUCUGCUCCAUCGCCUCCUUGCUGCUGCCCGAGCCCCAAGUCCGUCGGUCUGCCUCCGCUGUGGACUGGCAGGAAUGGGACCCCGGCGACCUCCCGCGCCCGGUUUCAGCAAGUUCGACGCCGAGCGCGCCUGAGAUGCUCUUCCUCCCGCGGGCCUCCUCUGCGCGCCAAGUCCCUCGAAGAACGUUUGUUGCUGCCUUGUUUUGGUUCGCCAAGCGCCGCACCGGAACAUCCUCAAGGCAUAUUUCCUUCAUCAAGAGGUGUUGCGGCGCCGACGAAGAGGUCAUUGCCGCUGAGCGCGUGGUGGCAAACGGCGAAGAAGGGGUUGCAGGCCUCCUCGAAGCCGCCAAGAAGGAACAUGAGCUCACGGUGGCGCUGCGCAAGUCCGCCGUCAAGCAUUAG